Ceratitis capitata (Mediterranean fruit fly) is the source of this 9762-nucleotide messenger RNA. It is a transcript of the gene toc, whose product is annotated as serine-rich adhesin for platelets. NCBI's taxonomy places the organism in Eukaryota, Metazoa, Arthropoda, Insecta, Diptera, Tephritidae. Gene Ontology annotation, molecular function: microtubule binding. The record is from RefSeq and is a predicted model, not a curated record. The transcript has 10 exons. Gene Ontology annotation, cellular component: nucleus; cytoplasm. The coding region runs from base 538 to 7806 and encodes 2422 amino acids.
AAAACUUCACUUCUUUAUUUAUCAAAAAGAAAAUCGAAAAAAUUUAAAAACCAACUACUAAAAAAAUUUUAAAAACUAAAUAAAAAAAUAUAAGUAAAAAAAAAUCAUCUAAUAAAGAUGACGAAAAAUUAUAAAAAGCUACGUACUGAAAUCCUACCAGUGUUUCAAUAAUAGCUCCUGUAUUGCGUCUUUUCUCUUCAUCGUUUAUCGUGCAUGUUUAUUUGUUGACUCUUCUGGGUUACUGUGUGUGUAUGCAAACAGAUUCCGAAAAUCCUAUACUCGCUGGUCAAUCAUCCUUUGCACAAUAAAAUCCAUUGUGGCCCGAGUGACAUACAAACGCCGUGAAGACGCCGCUGCCACCAUCAAAGGGCAAACGUGCGUAAGACUCCAUUAGUGGCGUCAUACACUACUAUUUGAGUUGGCACUGCGGCAAACAAAGCUGGAGUACAGUUUUAAAGGCGGAGAGCAGGAAGCAGUGAACUGCGGAAAAUCUGUUGACUGUUGCCGCAACGUAAAUUUCUGGAAUUAGCUGUCAUUAUGGCCAAGGAAACAGCUUCUACACGCAUACCGCGCCUGGAUGGCGCCUCACGUAUACCCUUACCCGGCAGCCUGCGACCGCCCAGCUCAACUGUACAGGCCGUCUCCGGCUUGGCAUCACGUACAACACAAAUUUUUCAACGCGCCUCCACUGUGGGCCUCCCACAUAAGCGUCCUUCGACAUUGGCUGGUCUGCGACCGUCUAUAGUGAGCGCGAACGCCCUAAAACGCAGUGCAUCGGGCGAUCACAUUACUAAUGCCAUGAGUUUGGUUACUAAGAAAACGACUACUGCACUCAAGAAAUGGAUAGGGAAACCUGAGAAAAUGCUGCCGCCACCAGUGGCGCCCAAGGUGCACAAUGGUAUGCAGCUAAAUAAAAAUAAAAGAAAACCUGCAUCAGCAAACAAAGCGGGGUCCGUCGUAACAGCACCUGAUUGUCUCGGCACGCCACGCCCCCAACUUACACGCUCCGAUACGUUUGUACGCACCGAUAGUCCUAACGACAAUGACAUUAUAAACUUUACACCCAAUUUACUAACACAGUCGACGCCAGCGCCACCUACAUGCGGCGCGCUCACAACAACACGCAUUAUCCGUCCGCCGGAUAUCAAUGAGACAACGAAACUGCUUAGCAACAACACACGCCACGCUCUCUACACCACACAGAGCCUGGAUAUAAGUCAAUUCCAGCCAGCGGCCGAGUUCGGCGAGACUUUCGAGGCAAGCAUGAAGCGUACAAUGACGCUGGAUGAGACGAAGAGAGACACCACCAUCAGCCUUAAUAACCAAUACUCGCCGAAUGCAACAGAAGCAAUAUUAAAGCCCAAUUUGACUACAACUUUUAAUGCGCCUGCAUUGCUUGGUCAAACCAUGAAUGUGAUCGCAAGUUCAGAUACUUUUACUACCAAGCCACAAAGCAGUUCGCUGGACACCGUACUGCUGGAAAACACAUCCUCCUUGGGCGGAGGGAAGAUUAUCGAUCAUGCUGAUGCGAUCUCACCGAUUACUAAUGCCACGUACUCCAAUCCUGAUUCGCUGGAUAACCUCCAAUUGCUCGAGGAUGUGUCUGCGCCAUCCGGUUUCCUCGAAAUGGAUCUCACCUUACACUCAGAAAGCGCCAGUGAACAUGAAAAGAUGCGAGAUAAUUUAAUAGACUGUUCAGGUUGCUCAGAGCUCGAUGAUAUGGAUAGUACCCUUAAGCCAUUGGCGCCGGAAAAGACGCACAUGAGACUGCCACUUAACUCGACUGCGAAUUCCGAACGUUUGCUGGAUCUUACCACCAAUAUGCUUUCGCCGUCGAACCGACAAAUGCACAUGAUGAACUUGACAAAAGAUUAUCUGGAUGCACCGGCAACACGUAACACGAGUCAACUACUUUAUAUGACUCAAAAUGCUUACGCGGGCUCAGAACGCAUUGUGCCAGACCGUGCUAUCGGCAUGAAAUACCAAGAUCAAACUCAUCUGCUCCCCUCACCUCAAGUCGGACUCAAAGGGGCGCAUAGCGAUUUAGUCCUACCCACACGCACGCCAGAUGAUGAACCGUUAAGUGUGCCGAUGGAAGUAGAUGCUGGUGUACUACUCGGAGUGGAUGCACCUACCGAAGGCUUUUAUUUGUCGCGUAAUGGUAAGCGCGGUCAGACUGUUGGCAACGCUACUUCACUGCAAGACGUCAAUGAUCCGAGUGGGAAUCAGAAGUCUCGUUAUUCCUUUGGCUUGGAUCUCACUGAGUCGACGCUUGAUUGCUCAAUCGACUUGGUAGAUGCGUCGCUAUCGUCGAAUGCUGCUGGUCAGAAUACUGGAAAUAGUUCCUUCGCCGCUCAUCCACACUCACCGUCUAAGCAAAUCCAGCUGCAGCAUCAGCACCAACAGCUGCAACCUUUACGGCGACAGACCUCCUUCGAAUUGGAUGAGAGUUUGGGCAUAUUGACGCCCGAUCAGAUGAAAGAGUUCUUGGAUUCCACAAAUACUAAUAACACCAACAAUUUGGAGCUGCCCCUGGCUCAUGCGCAGAACAAAAUGGCAUUUCAUCACAUGCGAAUAGAUCAGACGCCUUCGCCGGAGGAGCUGCCGCUCGAUCCGGUUGAAGUUAAGACUGAUGUCACAGAGCUUUUACUCUCCCAACAACAACAACAACGCCAUCAGGCUGAUUUAUUUGAUUCCACACUCACUCUGCAACACCAGCAACAAUUGCAGCAACGUCAACAGCAACUACAACAACAACAAUUACAAUCGAGCUCAAUUAGCACAGCGGAAACGAUAUCCACUAACACUGACACUGACAUUUCUUCAAAAACGUCGGAUGCUAUGACCAAGUCUAAUGUUUCGAAAAUCUCCACCAGUUUCAUCACGAGCGUCACCAGCGUAACGAGCUUGGAUACAGGCUAUCAAGGUGAUGGCGAAAUGUCGCGGCCAGCUUCACGCGGCGCCUGCGAUCACUCGCCUUCUAACGGCCCCACAGCCCGUAAGGGUGGUCACGUCUCACGCCAACCAAGCUUUAAUCAACAGCUGCAACAGCAACAAAUGCCACUGGUGCGUCGUCAAGACCCCAUGACCGACUCUGAUUUCUUCACCGAAUCUGAUGCGGAUGACAUCUUUCAUCGUGGCGAUCGUCGUGCUCAAGUGAUUGACGGCCAGCUAUACGGACCGAUGCUACAGCAGCCUGCAGCCUCCGUAUUCAUAUCUGAGGAUCCCGAAGAUUCCUGCAUGGAAUCAUCGGGCAUCUUCACAGACGUCGAGAAUCGUUGCGAUGAUGAUUUGGCUCAAAUGCGACGCCAAGACACACAAGACGCCAUGUUGGAUAUGUCGCCAGAGGGUGAUGGUGAAGAUUCCACAGAAACAGUGAAAAGUAACCGAGGCUCCGGUAAACAUUUGCUGAACAACGAACGACAAUCCAACAAAAGUGAAAUCAACGCCAAUGGCGACAUUACUGUUACCACCACAGCGCGAAAUGUUGCUGCCACCACAACACUCGGUCAAGGUCAGUUGAGCAACAGUCAGACCUCCUCAACUAUACACAGCAGCAUGAGCACCGAUCGUCUCUCAGCAGCGACGCUCUCCAAUCGCACUUCAUACUGCAGUGUCGACGGCAAUACCGUGAAUGCGGACUGCAAAAGCUUCUCCUCGCUGGAAGAAGCUUUCGAUGAGAGCACCUCAGCGCUAAAUGUAAACGAAACUAUCAACCACACUAUAUUGAGUCCAGCAAGUGCUGAGUGCACAAGACGAUCGCGGCUCUCCACAACUGGAAACGACAACAGCGGCAGCGCAAAUAUUCGUUCUGGCGAUGAGUGCUCGGCUGGGGUUGAAUCAAAACAGCGCUCGUCAGUGCAGAGAGUGACUCCACCGCGUAAGCACGCGUCGCUAACUUCGCUCUCAACAAUCACGGCAACUAAUGCCGCAUUUAAUGGUGCUAAAAUAGGUUUAGAAUACGACGAAAAUAAAUCCGCCGCUUUAGGUUUAACGGUAACGCGUGGUCGCGCACUAAUAGAAGGGGAAACGCAUUCGGAAACGGGAACUGCCGGCACACAAGCGGCUGGCGCCUCAACGUCAUCUUCAACAACCUCGCUGUCGUUGGGUAACCACAACAAGACCAUACACCAUUCCGCUUUGGAAGCUGCCGUUGCUGCAGCCGCCGAAAAACACACAGCUACUGCGGGUACCGCGAACAAAAGCACGCCGCGUGCGACGACCACGUCUACGAAAUUUGCAUCCGCGCGUAAUUCGCCUAAACUAAAGCAACAACAACACGCGUACACCGGUUCGGUCGCGAGUGUCGGCGGUGAUAUAACGGUAAAUGUGCGUAAAAAGCAGACACCCAAUAAAUGGGAAGCAGUGAUGAAUAAGAUCCAAAGCAACAAAGCGUUACCAAAGAAAAAUCUUAAAGAAGUGAAAUCAAAAGUGUCGACAAUAUUACGCCCCAGUAAUGGGGUAGUGGGUGCUACAGCUGCGGGUGGCGGUGGUGUUGCCGCCACCGCAAAUGGUGUCGACUCAACGAGGGCGCGGCUGAGUGGCAGUGGCGGUUUACAGGGACGCUCGAGCGCCACCUCCACACCGCUCAUCCGUCGCUCGCCAACUUCGAGCACGAUGAGCUCGCGUACGAACUGCAGUCCAACAACAACAGCGCAACAAGUGUCGAAGCGGCUAUUUCAGGGUGUUGCCGCUAAACGUGGUCGCUCGUACAGCAAAGACAGUCAGAAGAGCUCUCAAAGCGAUCUGAGUAUGGCGAGUGCUGGUGGCGGUUCACCGAAGCUUUUGGCUAAAACUCCACUGAGAGCAGCCAAAAAGCGUGAUGUACGCAACUUGAGCAUAUCACCGACAGAUUUGGGACCGCCACCCAAGGCUCAACAGACUACCAAAAGCACAUCAACGCGACUCAAGCCGGCGGCUAUCUCCUUGACACAAAAACGUUAUCCCUCACAAAGUGUCAUUGGCACACCCUCUACGCCGUCCACGGCAGUAAGCACACCGACGGGCAGUGGCGGUGGAAAUUUGAAGCUGAAAAGUCCGCCAACAAUCAAGAAAUCCGUUAAAGAUCAAAAUCGUGCUAGCGGUGGCAAUGCGGCUACUAAAAAUGCCAAACAUACAACGGACACACCAACGGAAUUGCAUGAAAUCAACCACAAUAAUAAUAAUAGCAUCACAACAACAACGGCAACAACAUUAACUAAUGGUACAACAACAACAGCAACACGCACAAAUUCGCCCAUACUGGGGCAUCAUGGCAAGAAGACAACAACAACAACAACAACAACAACAGCAUCAACAGUCGUUGGUGUUACCGGUGCCGCCGCUGGUGUUGUUGGUGGUACGUUGCUGGAAAAGAAAUCACAGGCGAAAUUCCUGUCGACGCGUGGCAAAGCGUUACUACAAAAAUCACACCAACAACAACGCUCAGCCGAAGACGCCGCACCUGUGUCGGCGACAAGUGCCACCGAGCGUCUGGAUGCGACAGAAUUGCAACGCUUGAAGUAUUUAAAUCGACACUCGUGCAACGGACGGCUGGAUUAUGAAGCGAUCGAGCGGCACCUGCAGCAGACGGAGCUGCAGGAAGAGCAGCGGAACAAAAGCAUUGAGGUGUUGGGCGUGUUGCUGCAGUAUGCGGUGCAUGAUUUGGAUGCAUUCGCUUGCCCACGUAUUAAAGCUGAGAAAGCUAAAGUUCAGAAUUACUUAACCACAACGCUGAAACUACUGGAUGAGGCGAAGACAAGCUGUACACAGCUGCAGGAUCAACUAUGCGACAAGGAGGGUUAUUACUCACAGCGGGAGGAGGACUUGCAGGCCUUGCACCGCUGCGAGAUGGAGAAAGCACAAGCCAGUCUCUGCGACUAUCAAGCUUUCGCACAACAGAAAAUACUUACGCUCGAGUCACAACUGGAUGCGCAAACUUUGACGCACAAACGUACGCUCGACUCGUAUCGUCUCGAAAUGGACAAUAAGCUCACACAAAAGCAACAGCAACUGGAUGCUGCCGAAGAGCGUGAACGUAGUUUGAAGGAUCGUUUCAGCGCGCUGGAAAUAUCCGAGCAAGAAUUGCGUGAUAAAUUGACGAGCACAGAAAAUGCCUACGCCGCGCGCUUACAAGCAGCCACCGAGCGUGAGCACACUUUGAAUGAGCGCGUAAAGACACUUUCCAGGGAGAUCGAUGCGUUGCGCACGUCUAAGGAGCAUAGAGAGCGCGAGUUGCGCGACAAAUUGCAUCUAUCUCAAGAUGAGAUAUCUGUGCUGCGCUCGUCCCAACGCAGCUUCAACGAGAGUUUAGAUCGCAGCAGCGGUUUUAGUUCGCCACGCAAUUCGAGCACGUCCGAGCUGGCGCGUUUGCAGAGUGAGGCCGACAGUUUGCACUGUGUGUUGGAGCUGAAGCAGAAGGAGAUUUCCAAGUUGACGAAACACAAUGAAGAGCUAAUGCGUGAUGCUGAGGAGCGCGCCGUGCUGCAGGGUAAAAUAUCUUUGCUCGAGUCGAACAAUGAGAUGUUGAAGACGGAGCUGGAUAUAAAGUCAGAGAAGGAAAAGGAUUUCCUUCGUCAAAUGAAUGACAUGCAGAAAGCUUAUAACCACGAGGCAACCAAACGCAAACGUCUGAGCUAUGAUAACGAGCAGCUUCAAUGGCAGCUUAAACAGCGCUCCGAGCAGCUGCAUAUUGUGGAGACCAAAUUGCACGAGCUCUCCGCCGUGGAUUCGAUCAAUGCGAGUAAUCAAUCUAGUCUGGGCUCGUUGCACCGUUCUCAACUGUUGAAUGGCUCCUCACUGAUCAACAUUCAAAUGGAGGAUAUCUCGCCCCCCACAUCGCCCGUUGUCAAAGGUGUGAUUGAAAAACCCGAUUCGGUAUCGUGGGUGCUCGAAAUGGAUGACGAAACACCCGAAGCCGCGGCGUCGAAAAUGGUAAAACGAGCCGGUUCAUUCCGCUCAGUCGAGCGCAGUCCUUCAACUCGUCGCCAGCUGUCGAGCUGCUCCAGUGCUAUCAACACAUCAUUAAAUAGUGUCGGCAGUGCCAACGGCCACAACAACACCAUAGGUGGACCCAACCCACUAUCGCAGUCAAUGUCUGCUACUUCAGUGAUACGUCAACAUUCCAGCGAUGGGCGACACGAGUUCCCCAAUUCUCGUGCGCACUCGCGUAUACGCUCCAAGUCGGUGAGCGUAAAGAGCAGCGAACCGCCACAAGCUGGCAGCGGCACUGCGCUUAAUACCGGCUCGGUGGGCACAAAAAGCGGCAAACGACUGCUGCGUCAGAGCUCCAGCUCAAACGCUCGCAAGCAGCAUCAACUAGAGUUGGUCAACUGGAAGGAGCCGAUCAGUUCGAGUUCACCGCAUCCGAUGCGUGCGCGUACAUCAACAAUGUGCUCAGAAGUUUCAGCGGCUGAGAAACACGACGAUACGCUCUUUCAACGUACGCCAACAUCCAGCGCUGGCUCACGUAAACUUAUCACAUGCGACACCUCAAAGCUGAACUCAGGCGAACGUUUGGACAUGCAAUCGUUGCCCACACACGCCUCCGUGCAUGAUUUGAAAAAGAAAUUCCAUGAAAUACAGGAAUCAGCCGGCGAAGCGAUGGUCUCGGGCACCAACUCCGAGGACGAAGGCUGUUCAGCAUCGUCCGAUGAAAUUGUCUGUUCGGUGUCGACCUCUUCGGCGACUACCGGUUCCACAUCGUCACUAAAGAACUCGCUUGAAGAGGUUCUACUUUUGGAAAAGAUCAACAGCUUGAACGGCACACCGAUGGAGGUGAGCUGGUCCGAUGAUCCAGAGAUCUUCACCAACGGCUCAACUGUAUGACAAGACGAAGUUGCGGAAUUAGAUGAACAAGAUGAAGAAGAUGACAGCUUCUGAGUCUAGAAGUAAAAUUUAUUCAAAUUGCGAUUUCAACUGGUUUGGCAUACAGACCAGUACACAAGUCACAGCAGCACACCAAGAAAGCCGAGAAAGAAAGGGAUCGUAAUAUUUUUAAUAAAACAACAUUUUGAAAUAGCCGACAAGAGGUUUAAUAAGCUGUGCGUUCGCGUCGCUCACAUCGCCAAAACGCUCACCAGCCAACUCGCCCACCGCCUUGCGACUUAGUCUCUGCUGUGUCGCCGGUCGGUGUGUGUAGUGGCCUGGAGCUGUUUUGUCGGUAGAGCGACGCACGCAAAGUGUGUAAUUGAGCAGACUCUGGCCAAUAGAAUAUUUGUAUGUGUGCGUUAGUGUUUAUAUGCCUGUAGUACGCGGGGAAUUUGAUGAUUGGACGAGUUGAUUGGGCUGAAGGUAUCCUUUGGGCCAAGAGUUAUGCGCCGUGCGCUAGAAUAUUUAUAACUGUGUAUACUUAAAACUUACUUUUAUUUAAUUUAAUUGCAAAAAAAAGAUGAAUAAUGUACCGUUGCAUAUUUAUUUGUCAUUUUAAUUUCGUAUACAACAAGAAAGAGAACUUUUAAAAUAAUAAUAAAAAUUUAUAAGAAUAUUAUGGCAACUUUAUGAAAAGGAUCAGGCGAGACAAAAACAAAAACUGGGAACAGUUCGGUUGGGCUUAGAUGAAUUUAGCUGUGAAUGCUAUGCUUUAGUACCGGAGCAAAAAAAAAAAUAUUUUUUUUGUCUUUGGUUUUUGAAAGGAAAAUUUGUAUAUACGAGAAACCUUGAUUCUUAGGUAUAGUCUUAGGGUAGUCCAAAAACAAACGUAUAAAUUGUUAUAUUUACGCAAUUUUCCUGCAACCAACCAACCGGUGUGUCUGGAAUAAAUACGAAAAAUUAUUAUUUUUAAUUUGAAAAUGCCUCAUUGAAAAAAGCUGUCCAAAGUAAAAUUACAAGUUUUCAUAAAUGAAAAAAGAGAAAUUUUGUUUAGCAUAUUUGUGAAAAAAUUUUGAAAAUGUUUUAAUUGUAAAUAAUUUUUAUUUAUUUUCUGUUUGGCAAAAAAUAACAGAAGUCUUGGGGAAAUUUAAUAUGUAAUUUUGAAAAGUCGUGCGAAAUCUUUAAGCAAUUUUGGUUUGAUUUAUUUCAUAUUUCUCAGUUAAUCUUAAAAACAAUAACAAACAAUUUUUUCUUUUAAAAAACGAUUGAUAUUGGAAGGUUUUGGCAGUUGUUGAUGUCACUGCAUCAAUUUCGUCAUAUUUACAGUGGGCUCGUCUUGAAAUUUAUAUAAUCAAAAAAAGUAUUUUUUUUUUGUUUGAAAAAUAUGAAAAUAUAUGAAUAUGAUGAAAAAUGAACAGUAUUUUCCCAAAUGUAAAGAAAAAACUCUUAUAACGGAUGGCAUUUUUUUUUUUUGAAUUUUCCAGAAGUUCUUAAUACAUAUGGAUUACUCACACACAUUUUUGUAUAAAACAGCCCACUGCAUAUUUAUUUUUCUUACAUUUUAUAGCAAGCUCAUCAAAAAUUUAAUUUUUUUUAUAUCAAAAGAAUGAGAAUUUUGAAUUUUUGGACUACCAAGAAGCUGAGUGUUCUUUCAAUGUACAGUUAUUAAAAAAAGCGCAGUAAUUGGACAUUUAUGUUCAAGAGAGCGCCACCAAUCUGGCUAUGUAAAAUUAAAGAGAAGUUCAUUAUCUCGUUGAAUAUUGAAAAUAUUAAGGCGCGUGGCUCCGUUCUAAGAUAUAAUCUUACGUGUGCAUUUAGGUUAUAAAGCGCCAAAUAUACACGUAUAUGUAUGUAUGUAGGUAUUUAGAGUACUCGGAAGCAGCUCGUCUAGUUUCAAGUCUCGACACGGAACAUUAGCGCCCGUUAAGCAAGUCCAUUAUUUAUGAAUAAAAAAAGUAUAUGAAAAGUGUAAAA